Molecule: messenger RNA, 2065 nt
Organism: Ruditapes philippinarum (Manila clam)
Lineage: Eukaryota; Metazoa; Mollusca; Bivalvia; Venerida; Veneridae
Exons: 4
Coding region: 1-594 (197 amino acids)
Molecular function (GO): carbohydrate binding
Source: RefSeq, a predicted model, not a curated record
AUGUCCCCUGCCGCUGAAAGUGAAAUUUGCCAUGGUUUGGAGCAUGACUGGUUACUUGGUAAACAUUACGACGAUGGCUAUUACUACGCCGAGAAGCAAAAAGUUGUAGAGAAAUUCAAACCUCCAUAUUCGAUCAUCCAAAAUGAUUUAUAUUGGGCACUUCCAUCUUCGUUUAAGGCUGGAGCCAACUUAAUCGUCUACAUCACAAGCCCAGUUUCCUUCAACAGGUUUGAAAUUAACCUUUAUGACUCUACAAAGGACGAUCUCCCGCCAAAUCCACCAGGAUCUAAACCUGUUAUGUAUCAUCUUUACUUUCGAACCGACGGGGAUUAUGCAGGCGUUGAUACAUACACACCGGGUGGAGGUUGGCAGAACAUUGGUUUAACAACAAAACCAAGUCCAGUGCAAUCUGGAAUAACUUACAAUAUAACAUUAGAAUCACACACAGAAUUCAUCAGGACAAUUAUAGACGGUAUUCCGUACUUCGAUCUUCCACAUGUCACUCCACCAGUCAAUGCUGCAACUCUGAGAAUACAUUGUUCUACGACCACGCCUCUUCUCGUUCAUAAUAUCACUAUGAAUGGCAUUGUUUGAAACCAUUGUCGCGUAUAUUUUCUAUAUAUUCAAACAAAAUGAAUGUCUUUAUUGAUCUUCUCAUGUAGUAUUUCAUUUUUUAGGGCUGCAUUUAUCCACAUUUUUGAUAAUACCGGACAGUCGAAAAAUACCGGCUAUUAAGGACUUAAUACGGAUUCAAGGUAACUUGAUCACGUGCUUUUAAAUGAAAAUAUAAUCUUUGAUAUUUUUGGGCAAUAUUGACCUUACACUCAUUAAUUUUGGUAGUGUCCGUAUUUUUAUGAUUUACCCUUACGUAGUUGCAAUUUCAAGUCUUCUGGUUUGUUUUCAUCAUUUGAUUUUUUUCUGUAUAUUAUACGGAACGCGGUUUGAUAAAGUUUCAUCAUUUUGAUAAAUACAUUUUUUUAUUAUUUUUUUAUUUAUUACAAUAUGUGAUAUUGUACAAUGAUUGACAAGCAUUCAUAAAACAUAAUGGUCAAAUUAAGUUUUGCAAAAUAUAUAAAAAGAAAUCAUACAGAAAAACAUAAGAAAAAAAUCAUUUGAUUCGAACCUACUUAUAACUGAAAGUCUUACACAUUGUCACCGAUGUUAAUAUGUCUAUUUGGUAUGCCGGUAAGUUAUACAAUUACCGUUUACCGUUUUAUCAUACGUUGAAAUCCGUUUGGUUUUCUUUGUAAUUACCGAAAAAAGGUCGUUUCAUAUUCAAAUGUCUCAAAACAAUAAUGUAAAACGAAUAUAUAAAUAUUGACAUCCAAAUGAAAAUAAAGUUUAUGAUUGAUAGACAUAAUGUACUUUCGGUUUCUACAAUCAUGAUAAUAAGUAUAUAAUGUACUGUUUACUAUUAUAUCAUUUGGGUUGACGUUCACUCGAUAUAUUGGAAGAAACAACUCCCAUCAUUAAAUUACUAUUUGUUUACAUUUUUUUUCUUAGCGUGAGUUAGACCGAAAUACCUUAUUCGUUACUUACUUGUGCGUCCGAGGUUCUUGUCCGAAGUUUGACGGAAAGGGCCGAGAAGUUGCGAUUAAAUAGCGGGUAUUAUUGUUUAGGUUUAUAGACCCAAUUUUCAUGAAUAUAUUCAAACUCUAUUUACAUCUUUAAUAUUUUAAGUGAAUAACAAAAAGUAAUUUACACAUUGCAAGCGGCACUUAUAAUCCACGUAAAUUACUAAAAAUAGGUUUUGUUGUUUGCUGGACUGCUUGUCGGUGGCCUUGUGUUGGAUCCUUAUUUUUGUUUGGGGAUUCGUUCAUUGAGCCAUUCGCCCUUUCUUUCAAUAUUUAUUAUAAAAAACUAUUGCAUAUUGCAUAUUUAUCCGAAAAGUGAACUACAAAAAUGUAUCUGAAAAUUGUAUACUAAUAUAAACAAACUGUAAGAUAUUCAUCCAACAUUUAGUCAGAUAUGUGUAUAAAUUAUGUAAUGAAUCCAAGACCUAGAAGUACAACUGCAAGUACCAAAACCGAACUCAAACAAAACAGAACUAGUUCAUCUUCGACGA